CCGCCCUCUCCAGUCCCCCGCGCCUCCCCCUGCCUGCCUGCUGGGCCCGGGCCAGUCCCUUCCAGGAAGAGCAGAGGCGCGGCCAGCAGCGGCAGCAGCCCCCGAGCGCUCCCCGCAGGCGGCACCCGCGCCAGCCUUCCACGCAGGAGAGCGAGCGCGGCGCCCUCGGCGAAAUGGCUGCUAUGGUAACAGAAUGUGGAAAUGUGAGGAUCAUCACCCAACUCAUCCAGCAGAAAGACCCGCAGGGAGCAGAGGUGCUCAGUGAGUCGGGGUCGACUUCCAUGUCCUCACAGCUCACACCAGCCCAGCCCAAAACCUUCGCAAAUACACUGCCCAAGGCACUGGGGGUUGUACAGAUUGUUUUGGGGGCUACACAGAUUAGUUUUGGCAUUGCCCUGACAGUAGCACAAGAAGACUUGAAGAAACUCACUGUGAAAAGCGGGGUCUACUUCUGGAUUGGAAUCUUGCUCCUGCUCUCUGGGGCCUUGUUGGUGGAAAUGGAGAAACGAGACCAUGCACUGCUGGGGAGACUCUGUUUGCUUGUCAACUUGCUGGUCAGUGGGGCUUCCGUAGUAGCAGUAAUUCUCCAUGGUACUGAGAUUGGAGAAGAGACUGUAAAAGACAACAUCUGUGGUGGCAGUGGCGAAUAUUAUUGCUCCAGUGCUAAACAGGUGCUUGUGUAUGGCAUGAACUCAGUGUUCAUCAUCCUUUCACUGCUGGAACUGGCAAUCUCUCUCACUGCUGUGGUGGUUGUCUUCAAGUCUACAAGACAGCAGUCCUAUAGACAGAUGGCAUCAAGAUAGAAAAGAGGCUUCUCUCCACUCUCUCUGUUGCACCACUUGCAGACGCACUGAGCACAGACCUAAAGGUUUUCCUUGCCUGUCAGCUGUGAACUUCUUACAGAGUCAUCACCUUUCCCAGGUGGACCCCAGUCAUCAAAAGAAGAAACCAUUUCUGCAUUCUGAUGUUUUGCUGUCCAGAGAAGAAAAACCCUAUGCCAGUUUGCUCUGCAAACUCUCCUUCAUCGGAAGGGCCAUUCAGUAAUACCAGAGCCUUCCUCUAUACUUCUGUACAAUAUCAAGAGAGUAUACUUUCUAUACCUUCAAAGGCUCAUUUUUGAGCUCUCCUGCCUGUCUCUGGGAGAUAACUAACCAUGUUCUCCUUUGUUGUAGCGAGGGUAUGUAUGUUUAAGGGACAGAGGGCAGUGAAUGACCAAACAGUCCCUGGAUUUUUCUGGACUUUUUCCAACAGCACUUUCACUCAUGGAAGUGUUUUGAAAGGAUCUUUGUAGUGGAAUAUACCCAAGACAAAUUUCAUUGAAAUGGGAAGUCCCUGUGAAUUUUUCAGGAAAAAAAAUAUGGAGUAAGAGCCAGUCAGUAAACUAGUAGCUUGCUUGUGGAUCUUUCUGAAAAAAUCAGUGUGGGUUUUUCAACAUUUGCAUUGUUUUCCAUGUUUAUUCCUCCAUCAGAAGAAUUCUCAGGGAAAGUGCUGCAUCAGUGCCUACUGCUUUUUCUAACCAGAGGAUAAAGAUACAUUACAAAAUCUCCCUGCAUGCAUACACCCACCAAAGACCCUUCAUGUUGAAGCUUGCCCCAAUACUCUAGACAAAACAAUGUUUGAUGUUCAGAUGGGUUUGUACACUUACUGUGUCACCACUUCUUAUAAGGGACACUGAACUAUACCACUUAGAUAACCACCCAUCUGCUUGCAAUAAUUCAUGAGAGGGGAGAGUCUGACAGCAGAUAACUCCAGCCUACUUCUAAUGUUACUUGGAGAUAGGUGGGAAUUGCUUCACAGAGGUACCCAAAAGAUUGUGGGUUGGAUCCAAAGGUGCCUUCUGCUCACACAACAGUGAGCCAUUCUCGGACUCCUUGGAUUCCUACUUGAGAAGCAAUCCCCUAUAUGGCAUCUCUUCAUGAGGGUCCCCUGACCCUUAGGAGCAGAUUCUUGAGUGGUGUGGUGGGUUGCAGAAAACAGGGGGGAGUUGGAAGAGAUCUGUUCCACAGGUGGAAGUCCUGCUUGCCAUUCUUAAGACUAAACCCAAUGAGAAUAAAUGCUGUAAGAAAAAUGUUAAUGUUAUGCACAUUCGGAGGCAGAGAGGCUGAUGUCUCCUUAAAUGAUUUUGUUGCACUAAAGAAGCAGGGAAGGAGCAUGAAUAGAAUAUAUACAAGAUACAGGAAAAUUAAUCGCUAAUGUUCUAUGUUCAGCAAAAAGCCAAGACAUACUGCUCAAGGUGAAUGUGAAUAAUGUGAAUAAUUCAAUAGUGGAUGUUCCAUUUAAUGGAAAUCAAAUAAGCUUUCAGGAACUUGAUACAGUAUGUUAAAGGUGUGAUAGUAUGCAGUAUUAAUUCCCCAUGAUAAUAGAAAUAAGGAAAGAUUGUAAGCCAAUCCGUGCAUUCAGCAGAAUCAAGUCAGUUUUGGAUUCAGCAAAAUCAAGUGUCUUCUAAAUAGUAUCACUUCAUGCAAGGGUGAGACUAUAUGCAUGAAUGUUCUCCCAUGGGAAAAAUCCCCACAUGUAGAAAAGCAGUAUGUCAGGGAGAAGUCUAGGCUGCACUCGUCUUCACUGCUUGCUAGUUUUAUAUGGGCAAGAAGGUUUUUAGAAGGCAGAACAUUAAAGAAGACAGUUCCCCUUUUGCAUUCUCUAGUAGUACAUUCCAGGAAGAGCUAUACCAGAUUUCUGCUAACUGCACAGAUUGGCCCAUAUAUCAGAAUUGGCUUUCAGUAAAACAUAGCAUGAGAACUACUGCUACAAGAAAUGUUUCUUGAUUAUCUGAUUCCUUUUUUUUUUGCAUCACUUUAGCGAGAACCCAGUUGACUGCAGAAUGUUCACUCUGUUAGUGUCUGUUAACUAGGCUUCAAGUAUUUUGAGAACUUUGUCUUAAGGCUGCAUCUGCCAAACAGACACUGGUUUAUGUACCAUGAGAAUCUUCGUCAUUUAGGGUGCAGAACACUAAUAUGGAACCUUUCUGGAGUUUGUCUUUAAGAACUCAAGAGAUCUUUCAGCAGGUUUCUUUUGGGGGAACCAUGCCUGAAAUUACUGUUGUAAUUAAUAACUUCAGAAGGAUUAUUACACAUGCCUAUUCAUGUGUAUGGGUAUGAUCUAGGCAACUGUACUGUUGUGUUUUAAGAGGCUGAAUUGUGCAUCAGUAUUUCUCUGGUUCCAGUCUCAUCUUUGCUAUGAACUCACUGGGUAGAUUUAUGCAGGUCAUAUUUUAGCGAUAUUAUUGGCAAUCUGGGCAAUGACUCUACUUAGUUUUGGACAGAUAUAAAAUAUUUGAAAAUUUUGAAGCCAAUGGUAUAAAUUUGUUCCCGGGGGGUGGGGGAUUUGGGGACAACUGAAAUAUAUGCAAUACUUUCUUUUUAUCAAAACUAAGCUUGCUUUACAGCUUUAACUACAUAAAAUCCAUAAUUUGUAACAGAAUAUAAAUUGUCUUUUUAACGGAUUUAUGGAAUUUAGUAUAAAUAGUUUUUUAUAGGCAAAAUUUUGACUACUUGAGAGAGAAAUAAUUAAAAACUGCUGCAUCCUAUACUUCCUAGGACACAUAUCUUAGGUUUUAUCAUAUGAGAAAGGAAAACAAAUUUCAGAAACGAAAUGUGGUAUUCGGAUGGAAAGAGUCUUGAACAUAAACAUGCAGCAUAUUUUGAUAUCAAGUUCAGAUUUAUAACAUGGAAACCACAAAGCUUCAACAGUAUUACCAUACUCAUUACCAUACUCAUUAUAGCAUAUUAAUUCUGUACAAAAUAAGUCACAUUUAAACAACAUAUAUUUGAAAAUGUUUUGUAUCUGUCUUAUACAUGGGAAUUGGUACCUGUAGAUCAGGGGUGGCCACAAACUUGCUUAAUGUAACAGCCACAGAGAAUAAACUUCAGAUGUUUG
This is a messenger RNA of Gekko japonicus, 3876 nucleotides long. It is a transcript of the gene MS4A5, whose product is annotated as membrane-spanning 4-domains subfamily A member 5. The record is from RefSeq and is a predicted model, not a curated record. Gene Ontology annotation, cellular component: membrane. The transcript is spliced from 7 exons. Bases 174 to 803 code for a protein of 209 amino acids. Lineage: Eukaryota; Metazoa; Chordata; Lepidosauria; Squamata; Gekkonidae.